GAGACAUCCCUGCACGUCGUGCAAGCCUGACUUUCCCACAGUCGAUUCCCUUCGGUCCGAGGAUGUCUCCUGUUUGCAGAAAAUCAGGAUUCGGAAAGUGUUCGCGACGUGCCAUUCCUGCUUUGACACGGGGCUUCUCGACUGAGACACCUGGUCCUCCUUUACAGGUCUAAUGGAAAUUUUCGUGCAAAAAAUGACCCGAUCCAUGAUGCAUCGUCUCGUCUUCGCUCUCUUCCUCGUCCUUGGGUCAGCGGAGGGAGGAUGCACGAGCGCCAAGGAGUUCUGUGGGAAGUUCAACAGGAAGCCCGGAGGGUCGACUUGCCCGACCUCACAUCAGCAAUGCGGGUCAUGCCUGGACGGUUACGCUGCGGAGGAUUGGACGGGAGGGAGGGAGGCUGACGUGUGUCGGCCGACCGGAUCGUCCGACCGGAGCGCCGACGACCUCGCUCCGGGAGAGACAUCGCAGGGAACGAAGCUUACGAUCAUCGUCGCCUCUAUCCUCCUCGGAGUCGGCUUCAUUCUCAUCAUCGUCGGAGUCUGGCUCGGGUACAAGAAGAGAAGAAAGAAGCCGAAGAGGACAGACGAGGAAAGCCAUGGACGAUCGGCUGGAGCUCCCACUUUCCCCGAUUCCUGGUCGUCCACAUCCUCGUUCCUCUUUCAGGGAAUGCCCUUGCCUGCCCCCACCCGCAACGGACCUCAACAGCUCGAUGGAGGAAUGGAAGCUCUGGAGACCGGAGAAGGAAGAGAAAUCGCACAGGAGGAGAUACCGCUCGUAAUACAUGGAUUCAUUUCUGGAGAGCCUGAGAGACUUCUCAAGGCACGACCGGAAAAUUGGUUAGAGUACCAGAACAAUCCUCAUUCGGCACACAACCGGUUCUUCACCCUCGACUCCGACGUCUUCUCCUCCACCACCAAGAUCAGCCGGAAGGGAACGAGAAUCGGGGAGGCAGUGGAGAUCGACCACGUCCGAGAGGCACAUCCGAGAGACGCGAACCUGGUUCUUCUACGGGGGUCAAUACAUCAGGUUGAAGAUGGAGUCCAAAUGGAAGAAGAGAGGGAGCUGGCUCAAAAUGUCUUGCCACCGACCAGGCCGAUGGAGGAGAGCUACUCACCUGCCUAA
Darwinula stevensoni is the source of this 1120-nucleotide messenger RNA. The record is from the annotation of a GenBank genome assembly. Lineage: Eukaryota; Metazoa; Arthropoda; Ostracoda; Podocopida; Darwinulidae.